GAAGUCAGCGGUCGCCAUCCGGCAGGACCUCACGCUCAUGUUCAUCGCGGAAAGCGUUUUCUGGUCAUCAAUCCACUGGCAAUAUUCUCCGCUGCGAUACACGGACAUAGCCCGGCCUAUCGAAUGCCGCUCGAGCCAGAAAUAAGAUGCUGGACCAUCUGGCAUAGACUACCGACGGACGACUGAUGCCUGAAUGAGGAGACCUCGAAAGCAACCUGGCCGGCUUACACGACAUCCGCAUCGUGUCGAUGACCGCUGUUCUAGAACCAGCCUCCAAGCGGUCCAUAAACCAAGUAGUGUUGACGUGGGACGUCCUGCUCUUUGAGGAAGUUGAUUACCGACUCUAGCGCAUAUACUCUGUGGUAGUGGGCUAGUCUCCCAUGGAAGCCAAGGCUGUGAGAGUGGUCGGGUGAUACCGAGGAAGAGCCACCGAAUAGCGACGUCCCAGCGCUCGAAGGCGGUCCAUAGCUUCAACCAGCGACGUGCAUGAUGUCCCCCCAGUCGUUCACCCCAGCGGGACGUCAGGACGAGCAUUCGAGUGUCGCCGACUACCUUGAUUCGUCGCGCACCUUCCACGCCUACGCGUCUGUUUACAAUUAGCUUCCAAACGCGAUGCUCACGGAGAGAGCGAAGCGCUUGGAGAUCUGCUCGUCCAUAACGAACGCCGCGCGAUCUGCCGAGGAGCUGGGGGAGCCGGAGCGUCGAGGGUCGGUCUCGUGCCUUCAGUGUGGGCAGCCACUGGCCACGGGGAUUGGCGUCUUUGGCGUUGUCCUCGGCCCUCAUAAACUGAUUUCUUGACUUCAUCGACCUUCUCCACGCCCUUCAUCUUCUCUUGGGAGACUGCACAACUGUCGCUGAGCCUCGUGAGGGUCGGGGUAACUGCAGGCCAUGAUACCAAACGAUCCGUUCGACCCGCUCACUAUGCAACUCCUCAUACAACGCACCCCCGCCGGUGCGCAGCCCACGCGCGUCCACGCCAUUCCUGUUGGGCUCUCCGGUCGUUCUGAUGCUGGUCGUGAGAAUCGCAGACUCGGAGGUGAUCCGCCGUUCGUGGCAAUCCCGGAGCCCGACCUCGCUUUACCACCUGGCCUGAACCUACUAGAUACUAGACAGUUCGGGGAGAAUGACGUUCCCUGGAGCCAGUCCCACCCGUAUAGCACUGCACAGAUCAAUAGCUUUCCGGGUACAGGCUAUGUAGCACCGCCCGCAGGUUUCGACUUUCAACCUCGUAACCCACCUCUGCCCUACCCCAAUCAUGGAACUCAAGGAUCUGCCUACGGAGGCUCCAGUCGUGGAUCGUUUAGACCCAGACUGCAAGUCUCCAAUCCUCGGGUGACGCAGGUUUCCUCCGAAAAUCGCUUCGCUUCUCGUCCAGCGUACGCCGGCGCUGAUCUUGAGCCCUCCUCGUAUGCAUCUUCUACCAGUCCGGCUCUAGGCGGAGUUCCUCCAACUCACAGAGCGUCGACUUCGGAUGGUGUCACGUCCCUCGCGUGCAUUGAUCCACGACUCCUCGAGAGGACAUCGAGCUCGCCUCCUGCUUACUCGGCGCAGUACGCAAACGCUAGCGAUCCCGCAUCCUUGCAAGCGACGGGUUCGAAGAGGGUGGAAUACAAUGGUGCGGGCCCGUCCAACGGCACGUUGGCUAUGGAUCAUUUCGUAGGAUGCGCCCCAGGGUUCGGAAUUGGCACUUCCAACAGCUUCAAGGGCGUCUCUGGCAAAAUUAUUAAGGCUUCUCGGAAGGCAUUCCCUCUGAUCCGUCGCGGUAACACGUCCUAUCCUCCCGCCGCCGAGUACGUUGACGACGGCGUCGCGAAAUAUGCCUGCCCCGAAUGCUUGGAGCACCACCACUUGCACGCGUACUUGAGAAGGAAGGAGUAUUACCGGCAUUAUAGGGACCACCACGAGGGCAAAUCCCGUCUUAGGUGUCCUGCGCGAGGAUGUAACCAAACGUUUCCACCUGCCCGCGCUUACCAGCUUGGAAAUCAUGUCAGGGACAAACACGAGGACGCCUGUUCUGUCCUCUCGUCUGAGGCCACUGUAUCCCCAGUCAACGACGAAAACGGGGCUAAUUAUGUCGCUUUCCCCUUCGGCAAAGACUGAGUAAUUAACAAUCGUUGCUCGCUCCCGCUUGAGCUUUGGCUUGGUCUCCUUCAUUGACCAUUGCGAUGUCGAGACUUGCUACACGUAUUAUUGUUUGCGGCCUGGUCGCCCCUGUCACUUUGCGUUGCUCGCUGAUAGUCUUCUUGCUUUGUAUGGUGGUACUGGUCAACCAUCUCUAGCCUCCUUCCGCCGACUCCUGUAAGGCCGGUACAGUACGUUGACCACUGAUCAUCUCGUGCGCAUAGAUAUCGCGUAGGUAGGUAGGUAGUGACAUGCAAUUUGUUGAGUAAUCAAUGUUUAUGUCGAGAAGUAUAGCCUUGCAC
Messenger RNA from Punctularia strigosozonata HHB-11173 SS5, 2423 nucleotides. RefSeq lists its product as uncharacterized. The transcript is spliced from 10 exons. The record is from RefSeq and is a predicted model, not a curated record. The coding region runs from base 889 to 2100 and encodes 403 amino acids. NCBI's taxonomy places the organism in Eukaryota, Fungi, Basidiomycota, Agaricomycetes, Corticiales, Punctulariaceae.